UUAGAUAGCAAAAAUAAAAAAAUGAGUGUUGGGAGCUCAAGAUUUGUGUUAAUUCUUCUAUUAUCAUCCUUGCUCCUCCUCUUCAAUUUUGGGAAGAGCCAACAACAGCUUAUAGUAAAUUACUACAACCAAAGUUGCCCAAAUGCUGAAGACAUAAUCAAGCAACAAGUUUUCAGCUUAUACCAGAAACAUGGCAACACUGCCAUCUCUUGGAUCAGAAAUCUCUUCCAUGAUUGCAUGGUCAAGUCGUGCGAUGCAUCUCUUUUGUUAGAGAUGAAGACAAAAGAGGGUAAAAUUGUAUCAGAGAAGGCAUCUCCGAGGAGUUUUGGGAUGAGGAAUUUCAAAUAUGUAAACAAAAUCAAACAAGUCCUUGAAAAUGUAUGCCCCAACACUGUUUCAUGUGCAGAUGUCAUGGCUCUGGCUGCAAGAGAUGCCAUUUUCUUGUUAGGGGGAGGAGAGAUUGAAAUGAAAACAGGGAGAAGAGACAGCAAGGAAAGUUACGAGGCAGUGGUGGAACAGUUUAUCCCAAAUCACAAUGACUCUCUUUCUUUGGUUCUCUCUCGCUUUCAAGACAUUGGCAUUGAUCCUCAGGCUACCGUUGCUCUUUUAGGAGCUCACUCCGUGGGUCGGGUGCACUGCGUAAAUAUAGUGAACCGGUUGUACCCGACCGUGGACCCGACUCUAGAUCCGGAGCAUGCGGAGUAUCUGAAAAGACGGUGCCCGACCCAAAACCCAGACCCGAAGGCAGUCCAGUACGCGAGGAACGAUCUUGAAAGCCCAAUGGUUCUGGACAACAACUACUACAAAAACGUAUUGGGCCACAAGGCCCUUCUGCUGGUGGACCAGCAAUUGGGCUCGAGCCCAAUUACUCUCCCUUAUGUCCAAAACAUGGCGUCCAAUAACAGCUACUUCCUCGACCAAUUUGCAAGGGCCGUUCUGUUGUUGUCGGAGAAUAGCCCUCUUGGUGAUGACCAAGGAGAGAUUAGAAAAGAUUGUCGACAUGUUAAUUAAAAACAAUAACAUGUAAAAGAAAUUAUGAGAGAGAGAUGUAUACAAUAAGAUCUCGAUAUCCCUUUUAUAUUGUCAAAAACUAUGCACUAACCCGAAUUUAAUUGGUAAUAAUUGGCAUACCUCUAUUUGAUCAAGAGGUUAUGAGUUCGAACUGA
Molecule: messenger RNA, 1166 nt
Organism: Momordica charantia (bitter melon)
Lineage: Eukaryota; Viridiplantae; Streptophyta; Magnoliopsida; Cucurbitales; Cucurbitaceae
Product: peroxidase 21
Biological process (GO): response to oxidative stress; hydrogen peroxide catabolic process
Molecular function (GO): heme binding; peroxidase activity
Source: RefSeq, a predicted model, not a curated record